CCGAGCCCCCGUGUAGAUUCUCAUAUUACUCCCAGCGCUUGAUCCGAGCCAGAGAAACAACAUAAACAUGUCUGAAGGCGACUGGAAGAACCGUUAACGAGCGACACUCACCGGCCACCUCAAGUGACCUCGACACGUCGUCGUUCCAUUUUGACCCACUUUUGCUUUUAUGCUUCCCGUCGUGUUGACGGCUCGCAACCCGGGAAGAUGCCGCAGAAAGCGCUGGGAUCCAUUAUAGGGCUCCUGUGUGCCGGGUUAUAUCUGGUGCAGGGCAAGGAGUAUUGUUUUGGGGUGAACAAUGAGCAAUACCAAUGCGAGAUGGGAUACUGCUGCGGCGAGACGGAAUGCUGCACUCACUACUAUGAGCUGUGGUUGUUUUGGCUAGUUUGGACCCUGAUCAUCAUGCUGAGCUGCUGCUGCGCCUAUCGACACCGGAGGGUUAAAAUGCGGCUGCAGCAGGAGCAACGGCAACGUGAAAUUAGUCUCAUGGCCUACCAGGGGGCCUCCAGCUCCUUCUUUUCCCCGCCACCCCUCAACCUAAGAUUCUGGAACGACUGCAAGCUUCCAGACUAUGAGGAGGUGGUGGGUCACCCUCCGACUCCGCCGCCCCCUUACUCUGAAAACCCGCCUGAAGCUGCUCCAGAUCCCCCACCUCAAGCAAGCCAGCCAGAACCCGAUGCGGCACCACAACCCUCGCAAGAUGAGCAGCCCGGGUCAGCCGCCGAUGCCUUAUGCUCAAACCAGGAAGCCGCAUCAGUGCCAUUUUUGCCUCAGGAGAACACGGCGGAUGCGUCGCUCAAGGAAGAGGGAGAGGAGGAGGAGGAGGAGGAGGAGGAUGAUGAGCUUGUCACCCGGCGCCGGCACGUGACCGGCGACUCAGGGAUAGAGGUGUGCGUUUGCCGGGUGGACGUGGACGAAGGCUCAGGGCUGGAGGAGGAGAACGAGGAGGAGCAGCGCAUGUGCAGGGUCAGCGGCGGGGAGUGCUGCUCCCAGCACCAGCAGCCGCCUAUCAGACAAAAGGCCUCCGACAUGUCUGACGGCCCAGCCACCAGCACGGCAGACAGCCUGGUGUGAUCCCUGUGACGCCGACCAGCCAGCCCGGUGCGACACUCUUCUUCUUCCCACGCGGCGAUACAACAUCGUCACCACGGGGGAAUGUCUGUGUUUUAUUGUGCGAGCUAACACACGGACACGACGCUUGGACGACGGCGAUCACAAAUCCUCACGCGAAAUGAAUAACACAAUGUCAGGAAGUUUGUUUGUUGGCUUCGCUCUCCGUUUUCGUUUAGCAGCUCUUAAUCAAGAAGACGAGGAUGCUAAGCACCCCCAUCUUGUUUUUGUUUCUCAAAUCCUUUCCGCCCACCGAUCAGUCUUGACAGUAAACCGUCCGGUGGGAUGUUCCUUAUCAUCAUCAUCAUCAUCAUCAGGACACCAGCAGGGUCAACAUUUCCAUUCUGUCCCUACUCGACUUAGGUUAUAAAGAAAAACCUCGUAACUAAAUAGAACCCAAUGUAGGGCAUGGCUAUACGGUCGCCACAGCAACAAGCUUCAGGUGUGUGAUUUUAUUAUUUUAACGUGUGGCGUAGACAGGAAGAUGCCUUUUUUUUUUUUUUUUUUUUCCCAAAAUGGCAGACCAGCUCAUAUUGAUGUCUCGAAGGUUCCCACAGGUCAGGUUUCAUGUGAUCACGACAAGGCUUGGCAAUGUGGCAGCCAUGAAAGAUGUUGGUUUUAUAUGUUUUCUAAAAGAAGUCCUCCUAGCAUGUAACAACGGGGUUGCUAGUGAGCAGAUGUCGUGAGCAAGUAAAGGCACGGACUAUUAACAUAGAUUGCAUGAUUAGUGUUUGACAAGUUUCCAUGACAACGGCUACACAAUUCUGUGUUCAAAUUGUCCUUAGCUUGUUGUGCGAUGUUCUGCUUCAGACUACAAGCGUCCGUAGCCUGAGCUCUUGGCACUGGGAAGGACUUGCAUGGUAUUUUCCACCAGCACCAGUGCAGAAAGGGGCAGUUUGAAGUGGAUGUUUGCAGAUGCAGAAUCUAUUGUUGUGAUUAUUGCCAUGCUUUUUACAGCAUUGCAUGUCUCCAGAAUCGUGCUCGAGUGGGUGUUGUCACAAAUACGGAGGGGGGAAAAAAACAUAAAACAAGAUUGUUACCAGAUUCGUCUUGCUAUUGUGCAAGAUGAGCAAUUUCCCAAGAACGUGAAGGGAUUAAAGCAUCAUAUUAUCUUUAAAAAUGGGCUAAUUUCCCUGCAAAACCUGAAGCAAGGCAUUCCAGUUAAAACACAACAGCACUAAAAACCUAAGGCUGGAUUUACACUGCAGUUUUAAAAGCGCACUUGCAAUUUAGUAUUAGAAUGUUGUUAUAAUCCAAUCGGUCCUUUGAAUGCUAAAAGUCACAUUGGCAGAUAUUUGAUCCGACGACAUUUGGUUAUAUUUCCAAACACUGCCAUGCCCACAUUGUGUCACUUGGAAGGAAAAAAAAACUUUGUAUUGUGUCACUUGAAGCAUGAGGUCUUGUGAACCAUUUUAGUUCUUUUUAUGUUCUAAAAAUCAAAUUAUUAUUAAUAUUACACUAAUUUGCUUUGUUACCUCCAAGAAAACAGCUCAGCAUACAUUGAUCAUGUACAAUAUAUGUCCUUCAAUUUGUCUGCAUGUGGCCCUUGGUGAAAAAAGAGACACUGCUGAUGUAGUGCAAAUCCAACCACAGACACUAAAGCUAGAAAUGAAAACACAAACUUUCACAUAAACCAAAAUGUCCCAUUUCCUACUAAUUACAGUGUAUUGCUUUUUUUUUUUUUUUAAACCCCACCAUGGUCUGUGAUGCAAUUUUUAAAUUUAGCCGAGUGUUCAGCAAAUGCUUACAUUUCCACAAGUCGGCUAUUUUUAAUUUGGCUAUUUAAAUGAGCUGUGGGUUUAUUUUCAGCGGUGAUUAACACAAUGCUGACAAGGCCGGUGGCCGCCUAACAAGGUUUAAUGCCGGGUUCUGCUUGUGGACGCUGGAAGGUUCAGUAACCCAUAAAAGGGAAACUGAGACCUUCACUGGCGGCAGUUGUUUGGUUUUGGGGGGAUAAUAAUAUGCAAACAGUACAUAACAGUUUAGUUUCAAUGUUGGAAGAUGACACAGAGAGCCUGAUCAAAGACUUGCAAAGGGGCUUGUGGGUUUGUACUAACGCAACUGUGACCUUUUGAAUAGAGCCGUGACACUCUGUGAGCAUGACCACAUACAGUAGACACACCCAGAUAAGACAUGUUGAACAACAAGAACACACCUAUGCCUUGUUGCAUCUCUACAGAUGUCUUAAGUGAUGAAAAACAAGUCUGUGUGUGUUUCUGCCUUAUUAGGAGUCGCUAUAGUUACAAAUGGCUUGGGCCGGUCCUUGGAGCUUUAGCAUUACUAAGCAAUUCAUCACCCCCUACAGUAUGUAUAGUGAGGAUUUAAAUACGUUCACUUUUGAAGCAUGCGCAUUGAUCGUACAUUUGAAAAUUCUAGUGCAUGCGAUCCUUCCUGUCACAUAAAUGAUCUAUCAAGAAGAGAUUAUUUCAAGUAGUAUUGCCACACUAAAAAGAAAAUGAGUAUGGGAAGAAAAAGCAUAUUAUUGAAUUAUUUGAGGAUUAACAUUUGCAAUGUUACAAAAUAGUGAUGUUUAAAGAAAAACACUAAUGCGACAAAAUAUUUAGCAGGUAGGAAAAAAGUUGUGUUUUUGAGAAGUCCUAAUGUUAUGAAAACAAAUGCUUUUUCAGAAAAUGUCGAAUAGAGAUGUUGCAAUUUUUUUUUCUUAAUGUUGAGAGAAACAAAUAUAUCAUGUUUUAAGAAUAUAGUUGUAUUUUUGUGACAAGAAAUAAAUAGUAAAUUAAAUAGUAAAUUUAUUUCUAUAAAUAGGGCUUCUACCGCUUGUCCCACUGGGGUCGCUUAUGAGUAAAUAAGUAAAAAUCAACAACUUUUUUUUUAGGACAAGCUCCUAAGGGUAAUUCUCUUAAUGUGUCCAUGUUCAUGCUUGUAAUUAACAUUUUUUUUUUGUUAAACUCACACUUUAUUACCAUAAAAUUCCUUUUCUGGUAAAUUUGCUUUUUCCCUCCUUAAACUUGUACGAUUACAGUUGUAUUAUGGCAUUUUUUCCUUGAAAAAUGACACAUCUUCUUAAAAUUACAUACACAUUUCACAGUAUACAACUUUAAUCUUGCAUGAUUACAAUUUUUUACACAAUUCUGUUAGAUUGCAGUAUUUUUUUUUGUAAAACUGCAACCUAUUUUCUUUUUGGUGUGGCACUAAUACUCCUUUCGUACAAAUUGGAUACGGAAAAAAAGUGUGAAACUAAAAUAAUGAGUGUACUUGACUUAAAGCUGGAGGCCCCGUAGUGUCCUAAUAGCCUUCCGUGGCUUUCAUGUUUACUGAGACUAAGGGCUAUAUCAGUCAUGAUCGUCCAUCCACUUUGAGACUGCUUUAACCCGCUAUCAUUAAGGUGUUUUCUUGUGGUGGUGCUUCUAUUGUACAUAAGCUGAUUGUAUAUGACGGUGUAUGUUUGUUUUAACAGGCUUGCCUUUUGUGUUGGCAGAAUUGAUCCUUUUUCUUGACUAACCCAUCAAGCCAAAGCAUUAGUUCCAUCCUUGUGUGUGAAUGGUAGUUUUGCAUCUAUAGCGUAUUGUACUUUACUCAACCAGGCUAUGCAAAAAAAGAAAAAGUACUGUUCUAUGCUGCGAACCGACCCCGCCCGCCCGCCCCUACUUUGUCAUGCGGGCACCAGUACUAGCAAUAUGACUCUCAGUACUGUACUGUAAUCUUUGUGUGGUCUGUUUAUAAAAAAUGUAAUGCUCAGCAACAAUGUAUGUACACAGAGGGGCUCAAAGCUGAAACAAAGCCAUUUUUGUUUAUAUAUACACACGUCACCCCUCAAGUAACAUCUUGUCUGCCUUUUCAACCACUCAACACAUUUUAUUAAGUAGUAAGAAAUAAAUAUAUCAUACUCAUGGAUUGAUUCAUCCUUGCGUGCGUUUAUCACAGUUCCGUCCAUUUUGGUUGCAUUUAUGUGUACAACAUUUCACAGACUUAACAUUAAUGGCUGCCUUUCAUACAACCGUCACUGUAUUGUUUUGUCUCAAAACCUGUAGUUCAUACAGAGGGGAGAUGCAGUGGGUUGGAUUUUUUUUGUGUCCAAAUAACCCAAGAUUGUGUUGUUUUUCUAACUAGUUCAUGUACGCCUAAAUGACUAAAGUGGGGGAAAAGCACUGACUGAUAGAUAAUAUUGCUCUUUUUGGGUAUAAUAUGUCUGCUGUGUAAUGUUUGGGUCAUUUGUAUUUUAUUUUUUUUAAUAAAAUAAAACCUUGGCACUCGA
Messenger RNA from Nerophis ophidion (straightnose pipefish), 5326 nucleotides. RefSeq names its product WW domain binding protein 1 (gene wbp1). The transcript has 4 exons. Bases 208 to 1074 code for a protein of 288 amino acids. The record is from RefSeq and is a predicted model, not a curated record. NCBI's taxonomy places the organism in Eukaryota, Metazoa, Chordata, Actinopteri, Syngnathiformes, Syngnathidae.